Messenger RNA from Tigriopus californicus, 824 nucleotides. RefSeq names its product intraflagellar transport protein 22 homolog. The record is from RefSeq and is a predicted model, not a curated record. The transcript has 3 exons. The coding region runs from base 123 to 695 and encodes 190 amino acids. NCBI's taxonomy places the organism in Eukaryota, Metazoa, Arthropoda, Copepoda, Harpacticoida, Harpacticidae.
UGGGAGAGAAUUUCUAAAAUAUGGCGCCAAUCGAUGGAAGAAUAUACCUGCUUUCCUAUCAAAUUCCAUAAACGAACAUAUGAAAAGCAAUUCCAGUAUCUUAGUUGUGUUGCACACUAAUAAUGUACAAGCUAAAGCUAGUAUUAGUAGGACCCACCGAGUCCGGGAAAUCAACGUUGGCCAAUUUCAUCUCGGACGCCACAGAAACCCCCAUCACCGAGACCUAUCGUCCCACGCAUUGUGUGCGGAUUUUAGAGUUCGAGGCCACCAAUCUGAAUGUGAACAAUCGUUAUGUCAAAGCGGAUGUCGAGCUCUGGGACGUGAGUGGCAAUCCGGCCUUUGAGCCCACGUGGCCGGCCUUACAACGCGACGCUCACGGUGUGGUGUUCGUGUUCAAUCCGGACAAGGAGCAUCACGCGCGGGAGUUGGAUGCGUUCCAUACGGAGUUUGUGGAGAAACCCGGAAUGUCGGAUACGCAAUGCGUGGUCUUUGCUUACUUCCGGGAUGGACGGCAGGAGAAUCGAGGCGUCAAACUUUCCAAUCACUUUAAUCGCAUCCCACAAUUAGAGGUCAAUAUCGAUGAAGAAGGAAAUCGUCUUCGCAGUGAUUUUAACACGUUCAUCUCGUCCAUUCUGGCUAAUCUCUCGGAGAGAAACGAACAAGAGGAGAUGAACAUCAUGUCCGGGAAAAACUAAGCCCUUCCUCUGGGUAUAACGUUGUUUAACGAGUCCCGUCGAUCAAACUUAUUUGCGUUUAUUGUAUUAGUAACCGUUACGUUAUCGCAUUGCGUAUUACUUUGAAGGGAAUAAACAUAUUUUUCGCAA